Cuscuta campestris is the source of this 2189-nucleotide messenger RNA. Lineage: Eukaryota; Viridiplantae; Streptophyta; Magnoliopsida; Solanales; Convolvulaceae. The record is from the annotation of a GenBank genome assembly.
GAACAGAUCUGGAAUCAAAACCUCCGAAAAUACUUCAAACUAACUACUAAAACUAAUAUACAAGGUAUUUGAAGCAAUUGAGAGAGGGGAACCCGAAAUUGGGUUGAGAAUGGAUGAUAAAAAUGAGAAGAAUCGCGCUGUAUUUAUAGGAACGAAUCCAAGGCGUCCAAGUCAAAGCGUCCAAGUCCAAGCGUCCAGAUCUGGAUGCCUGAGCUGUCCCGGCCAACCAGAUUUUGCCACGUGUCAUUCUUGGGCUGCAAUCCAGCCAAAGCGUCCAACUCCCAAGCGUCCAACUUGGCCAAGCAUCCAAGUUGGAUGCCUGGAGGCCUUGUACCCAUAUGGUGAUGACUACCUAGACAACAAUAGAUCUGACUACUAUCCCUACCAUGAGGAACCACCAUAUGAUACCCCGUCUAGAAAUUUUGGAUAUUCUCCAUUCCAAGAUUCUGAUGGGGAUAAUUAUUAUGAACCUCAUGGAGAUAACGAUGACUAUGACCAAUAUGGGCCAAUGCACGACAAUCAAUCUGAUCCACUCGUCGAAGAAAUAAUAAGAUUAGAGCAGAAGAUCUUCUAUUUCGACGAAGUUUUAUUUGCUGAAGGCUCUUGGUACGAACCACCUUACUGCCGUGACUACACCUUGUUUGCUGAAGAACAAAUUGAAGCAAACAAGGUGGCAAUUCGAGAAAGAGCAAAACUUCUUGAAUCAGUCCGGAAGGAAAAGGAGUUCGAAAGGAGAUUAUGCGAAGGAUCAGAAAUGAUGCAGAAAAUGCUGGACGACUUCCGAAGAGAGAGACUAGAAGCCGAGUCUAAAGCUGAUAAAUUAGUCAAUGAUCUCUGUAAGGCUAUUGAGCUUAAACGCUCCCUCCAAUCUCAAGAUCCACAAUUGGAGGAAGUUAAUGCUCAAAAAGAGGCUCUAGAACCUAAGACCAACCCUGAACCAUCCAACCAUCAGAAGGUGGAACCAACUGAGGGACCUGACUCAGAACCACCUAUGCUUAUUCAAGAAAAGAAGGAGGAGGAAGUUUUGCCUACGGCAAUAAACGACCAUCUCUUUAAUUGUGUUGAAGACACACCUCUAGAGAAACCUGUUCUGGAGGAAGUAGAGCCCAUUACCUGCCCCCAAGAUACAAUUGUCCAAGUGUCUGAGCAGGAAUCUAUAGACGAGGAAUUACUUUGCAUGGAAAAGCCAACUCCGCUUAUAGAAACCUGUGUACAUAAUGCUUCAUCUGAAGAUUCAGACCAUACCUUCUUUGACUCCCUACUUGACGGGUGCGACUAUGUCUGCCCGAACGAUGGUUGGAGCCAAAAGAGUUGGGAUGAACUUCUGGUAAGUGACACUGAAGACGCAUCCAUGGGGGAGGGUACGAUCAUAAUCAUCAAACCACAAAUGGAUAGUCAGCCAAUUGAAGAUAAGGAAGAAAUCAAUUUCGCAAUCAAGGCUAAUGAUGUGGAUCUACUAAGGAGACUUCCGCCCCCACCCACCUAUACAAAGUCUCCUCCAUAUAUCCUGUUGCCACCAAGCCGCAGGGAUGAGUCAAGGAUCCUGGACCUUGACCGAGCAAAAAUUCAAACAGGGUGGCAUCAGAAGAGAGUCAGAAGGGCCAAACUUUAUGACUCUCGGAUCGGAAAGUCGUGGAGAAAGUGGAUGGAUGUUGCUUGGAUGAUUCCGCAUGGAAACCGCCGCACAUUACAGAGCCUGGAAGAGCUCCCCUUGCACUCAGAGGAAGCAAGGAAGAAGUUUCUCACUUGGGGAAACACGAAGAUGCUCCAGCCUCCCAUGGUGCUAGACCCUGCCUAUCUGGAUGAACUAGGGCACUGGCAGGACAUCGACGAGUUUCUGUACAACCCAAAGUGGAGGAUCUUGCUGUUCCUACAAGCACCAGCAAGCCUGGAAGUCACCAUCGAGUUUUCUUUGCUCUCCCCGCUUCCUCAAUGACGGAGAGGAAGUAAAGUCAACAGCUGAAGUCACCUCCACCACCAAGCUCACAUUCACUUUGAUGGGACAACUUCUGAGCCUUACUGUGGCAGACUUGGGGUGGCUGAUUGGUCUUUACACACUUGAUGAAACGCGGAGCUUGGCCUUCGCUAAUCUGCCUGAUCAGUUGGAUCCAGAGUUCGAUGUGAGGAAGUUCUGGCAAGCUCACGGGUAUGGACGAUAUCACAGUGGAGCAAGCAUAGCUAGGAAUUGG